Molecule: messenger RNA, 2806 nt
Organism: Miniopterus natalensis
Lineage: Eukaryota; Metazoa; Chordata; Mammalia; Chiroptera; Miniopteridae
Gene: ICAM1
Product: intercellular adhesion molecule 1
Biological process (GO): cell-cell adhesion
Cellular component (GO): plasma membrane
Molecular function (GO): integrin binding
Source: RefSeq, a predicted model, not a curated record
AAUGCCAGGAUCUGCAGAAGACGCGAGGUUUCCGGGAAAGCAGCACCGCCCUUUGGAGUGGCCAGCCGCUCGCUAUAAAAGAUGUGCGCGCCCCUGGGGCACAGCCUGCGCCCGGCGAACCUCCCCAGCUCCACGUUCCUAGGUUCGCUUUGCCUAGGUCGCCAUGGUUCCCAUCGCCGCCCGAGCCGCGCUGCCGGCGCUCCUGGCCCUGCUUGGGGCUCUGCUCCCAGGGCCUGGAGGUGCCCAAGUAUCGGUGUACCCCAAAGAUGCCAUCAUACCCCGAGGAGGCUCCAUGCAGGUGAACUGCAGUACCUCCUGUGAUGCAGCUGCCUACAUGGGUCUGGAGACUUAUUUGACCAAGACCGAAGUGGACAGGGGGUUCAACUGGGUGACCUAUGAACUUAGUGACAUACAAAACAGCACCACUCCGAUGUGCUUCUCCAACUGUCACGAUAAGCAGACGAGGGCUUCAAUGUCUCUCACUGUGUACUGGUUCCCAGAGCGUGUGGAGCUGGCAUCCCUGCCCCACUGGCAGCCUGUGGGUGAAAACCUCAUCCUACACUGCCAGGUGAAGGGAGGGGCGCCCCGGACACACCUCUCUGUGAUGCUGCUCCGAGGCGAGGAGUUGCUGAGCCGGCAGCAUGCAGCGGAGGAGACUGCUGAGGUCACGGCCACCGUGCUGGCACGCAGAGAGGACCACGGCGCUAACUUCUCCUGCCGCACAGAACUGGACCUUCAGUCCCAAGGGGUGGGACUGUUCCAGAACAAUUCAGUCCCUAGGCAGCUCCGAACCUUUGUCCUGCCAAAGGCCCACCCACUCCUUCGUACCCCCCGGAUCAUGGAAGUGGGCACACAGUGGCCUGUGAACUGCACCCUGGAUGGGCUGUUCCCAGCCUCAGAGGCCCAGGUCUCCUUGACACUGGAGGGCCAGAGGCUGGAACCCACAAUCAAGUACAGCAAGGACUCUCUCUGGACCACUGCCUGGGUCAAGGUGACUCCAGGGGAGGAAGGCAUCAAGCAGCUGACCUGUGCAGUGAUACUGGGAAACGAGAGUCGGAAGACUUGGGAGAACGUGACCUUCUACAGUUUCCCAGCUCCCAACCUGACCCUGAGCAAGUCUGAGGUCCCCGAGGGGACUAUGGUGAGUGUGGACUGCAAGGCCCAUGCUGGAGCUGUGGUGACGCUGAGCAGUGACCCAGCUAGGUCUCCAGCCAUGAGUAUCCCAUUCAUGCUGAAUGCCAGUGCUGAGGACAAUGGCCGUGACUUCUUGUGUUCUGCUGCCCUGGAGGUGGCUGGGAAGGUGCUGCACAAGAGCAAGAACCAGAAGCUCUCUGUCUUGUAUGGCCCCCGACUAGACAAGGAGGAUUGCCUAGGAAACUGGACUUGGCAGGAAGGCUCCCCACAGACCCUGAGGUGCCAGGCCAGGGGGAACCCAACCCCCAAGCUGGACUGUCACCGGAAAGGGGAUGGGGCUUUGCUUCCCAUCGGGGACCUGAGGCCUGUCAUGCGGAGUAUUUCGGGCACUUACGUGUGUCAUGCCACCAGCCAUCUCGGUGCGGUCACCCGUGAAGUGGUUGUGAACGUGAUCUAUCACCAGAAUGAAAAAAUGGCCAUCAUCAUUUCCGUGGCAGCUCUAGUCAUCUUGAGCACUGUGGGCACAGCCAUUUACCUCUAUAACCGCCAGCGGAAGAUCAGGAAGUACAAACUACAGAAGGCCCAGGAGGCAGCUGCCAUGAAGCUGAACACGCCACCCUGAGCCUGUCCCUGGACAGGGCCUCCACUGGUCACAGCGGUGCUUCAUUGGAACAGUGGCAUACAUAUGCCAUUCAGCAGCAUCAACCUUCCUAGAAUGCCAGAGGACAGGAUAGAGGCCUCAGUCAGAAUAGACACCAUUUAGGGUCAUGGCACCUGCACACUCAGGACUCAUGCCUGACCUGUAGCCACAGAACUGAGCCAAGACUCGGGGCCAAGACUAGGGGCAUGACUGUUAGGGAUGUCAAAGGCUGACCUGGCCAGAGGGGUGUAAUGGAGACAUAUACCUCCGACAUGGGGACACCCAUCUGGAAAACAUUGAAACUCACCCCCUACUGCAUGUGCCAAGGCCCUACAGUCAUAAGAGAGAGUGGCACUGACCACAUACAGGCGGCAUCAGAACACAAAUUCCCACACAGCUCUGGCAGUGCUAUCUACUGACCGGUCCCAGCUCUUGAUGAUGACAUAUUUAUUCAUUUGUUCUUUUACCAGUUAUUUAUUAGUGCCUUUUAUGUGCAGUGGAAUGGUAAACAAGAGGAACAGAAGUUCCUGCCCUCAGGAAGCUCUGUCUAAUCUCAUUCAGGGCCACCAGGUACACUUGUAUUGGCUGUGCACUGCACAGCAAAAAGACCAAGCAGGGUGGAAUUUCCCACUCCAUUGGCCAAACUGCUUUCCCCUAGAAGGGGACUAGAAAUUUGACAUUGUUUAGCUGGUGACAUGCUCAGGACAACUCAUGGAGUUCUUAACCCCCAGCGCUGGUGCUGACCUCUGUUAACCACCUCUCCACCCAUAUGCAUCUCUGCCAGUGCUCACAAUGACACAUGGUGGCAUGCUUAAACAUGAGUGUCCACUUCUUGAUAGCUAAACCACAGGGUUCCACGAAACUAUGCCCAAUCCGUGUGCCCCUGCUUUGUCCUACCUGUUUCCAUUUCAUUGGGACCAUGUUGAGAACAGAACUUAGCUCCAAAUUCCUGAGGGCCCUGCAGACAGUGGGGGUAGGACCGACUUCCAGUUCCAGAAGCCCCUCCUUGGAUUAAUAAAGCUUUUUCAUUGG